Molecule: messenger RNA, 1341 nt
Organism: Cuscuta campestris
Lineage: Eukaryota; Viridiplantae; Streptophyta; Magnoliopsida; Solanales; Convolvulaceae
Source: the annotation of a GenBank genome assembly
CUAAGCAAAAAUAAAAAAUCAAGCAUUUUUCAUUUUUCAUUAAACGUGUCAAGUCAAAAUAAGAAGAAACAUAUGUGGGAGAGAAGAGUAUAUGUGUGCAAUGAUUCAAUGAAAGUAGAAAGGCCCAAUAAGAAUCAACCUGACAUUCCCAUCACCACCAAGAACCAAGUAAGCAAAAAAGUGGGAAUGUCUCUUACCUUUAUCCUCUUCCUCUUAAGCUUGGCAAUGGCUGCAGCCAUGGAGCUCCGACCAGGCUACUACUCCAAGACAUGCCCAAAAGCAGAGAAUAUUGUCAGGAAUGUUAUAGCCAAGAAUAUGGCAAGAGAUUCCAGAAGCACUGCCUCAGUCAUGCGCCUGCAGUUCCACGAUUGCUUUGUUAAUGGGUGUGAUGCUUCUCUGUUGUUGGAUGACACUCCAAGCAUGCUUGGAGAAAAACUCUCGUUGUCCAAUAUAAACUCGCUAAGGUCGUACGAGGUUAUUGAUGAAGCUAAAGAAGAAGUUGAGAGAGUCUGUCCGGGAAUUGUUUCUUGUGCUGACAUCUUGAUCAUGGCUGCAAGAGAUGCUACUGUCCUGAGUGGAGGGCCAACGUGGGAUGUGAAGUUAGGAAGGCUAGACAGCUUAACAGCAAGCCAACAAGAUUCAGAUAGAAUCAUGCCAAGCCCAAGGGCAAACUCAUCUUACCUCAUUGAUCUCUUCAGCAGAUUCAAUCUCACUGUGAAAGAUCUAGUGGCACUUUCAGGUUCUCAUUCCAUUGGUAAGGGAAGAUGCUUCUCUAUAGUUUUCCGGCUAUACAACCAAUCAGGUUCCGGCAAGCCUGACCCAACCAUGGAACCAAAAUUUAGAGCCAAUUUACAUAAGCUAUGCCCACUUGGAGGUGAUGGGAACGUAACAGGAGACUUAGAUGCAACAGGAGUGAUAUUUGACAACCAAUAUUUUAAGGACUUGGUCCAUGGGAGAGGAUUUCUGAACUCAGACCAGACCCUCUUCACCUUCCCACAAACCAGGGGUUACGUGAGGCAAUUUAGUGAAGACCAAAAUGAGUUCUUCAAGGCAUUUGCUGAAGGGAUGAUAAAAAUGGGCGACCUGCAAUCAGGCCGUCCUGGAGAGAUCAGAAGAAACUGCAGGGUGGUAAAUAGCCAUCCGACGGUAAAAGUGUUUGAAUCAUCCUGAAACAAACUCUCCAUCAGCUCAGUUGCUAACUGAGUUGGAUAGUUAUCACUUAUCAGACGUAUCACCUAAAGACUCCAAAUAUCUUUGUAAUUAAGGUAUGGGCAAACCAGUACUAGUAGUUUCUACAGCUCCCUACUGUUACUUAUGACCAUAUCUUAUUUGGAUGUUUUU